This is a messenger RNA of Photinus pyralis (common eastern firefly), 1355 nucleotides long. RefSeq names its product glycine receptor subunit alphaZ1 (gene alka). NCBI's taxonomy places the organism in Eukaryota, Metazoa, Arthropoda, Insecta, Coleoptera, Lampyridae. The transcript has 10 exons. Bases 44 to 1288 code for a protein of 414 amino acids. Gene Ontology annotation, biological process: regulation of membrane potential; nervous system process; signal transduction. The record is from RefSeq and is a predicted model, not a curated record. Gene Ontology annotation, cellular component: neuron projection; membrane; synapse. Gene Ontology annotation, molecular function: neurotransmitter receptor activity; extracellular ligand-gated monoatomic ion channel activity; chloride channel activity.
AUUUUCGUUCUUGUUUGCUAUAGUGGUUACAUGGGCCAUAGUGAUGUAUCCGUAUAUCUUGAUUUUAACUAUUAGCCACAUCGAUACAACUUUUGCAGCUGUUCCAAAGCCACGGUUUAAUAAUAUUCAGUCGCCUAAAACCAUAAUACCAGAUUAUUAUGUAAAAGAAGUUAGACCGCCAACGUACAAGCAACAGCCCUUGGAUGUACAAUUUAGUAUGAAAAUUCUCGAUAUUAAUUCCAUCAAUGUGGAAGACAUGGAUUUUCGAAUGGAUAUGCUAUUAAAGCAAGAAUGGACUGAUCCCCGUCUUCAAAUUCCAGACGAUUUGUUUGAUAUAGGCGAAGAUGCAGUAGCGCUACCCGCAUACUAUUUUGAAAAUUUGUGGCAGCCGGACUUGUAUUUCUUGAACUCAAAAAUUGUUGAAAUCGCAACAUUGACUCAAAGAUUUUCAUCACUCACUUUAUUUCGUAAUAAAACUGUGAGUUAUUCUGCGCGAAUGCAUGCUAUUGUGGCAUGUCAAAUGGAGUUUCAACAUUAUCCGAUGGACACACAGAUAUGUCCAUUGAACAUAGAGAGUUUUGCUUAUAGAUUUGACAAAGUGAGGUUAAAAUGGGGCGAUGCUGGUGUUAGUAUAAGUCCAGAAUUGAAACUGCUGCAAUACCAUAUUGGAGAGCCUCUUGCACUCAAGGAAUUGAACGUGUUUACGUCCGAAAAAGGAGGCAACUUUUCACGUUUGGUGGUCUACUUCCGAUUCGAGCGACAAAUUGGCCAUCACCUUAUUCAAACGUUUGCUCCGUCCACGCUAGUAGUUAUGCUGUCGUGGUUUAGCUUCUGGUUGGGAUUAGACGCAGUACCGGCUCGAGUCACUUUGGUAGUUACCUGCAUGUUAACUCUAGUUACAAUGUUCACAGGAUUAAGAUCGGACAUUCCACCAGUUGCUUAUAUUAAGGCACUCGAUCUGUGGAUGGCUUCAUGUAUAUUCCUGGUAUUUGCAGCCUUAACCGAGUUCGUAAUUGUUAAAGUUUUAGAUAAGCGUUAUCAAAAUUACAAAAGUCGCUUAUCAAAAACACACCUUUUGGAAGCAAAUGCGUGGUGCAAUUGUAACAAUAAAAUUGCGCAAAAUAAACAGCAAUGGCCAAAACUAUGUUGGAUAAAUGAUAAAGGUAAAGAAAAAGUUUUAUGGAGAGAAAUUGAUCAUAUGUCUCGUAUAAUUUUCCCCACAAUUUUUGUAAUAUUCGUGGCAAUUUUUUGGCCAAUGUUAUUGUUUUCGAAAUCAAACGUGGUAUAAUACAAAUAGUUCCUUUAUUUACAUUUCUACAUCCGAAUAAAACAAUUUUUCACUAUCGUCACUUUCA